This is a messenger RNA of Phlebotomus argentipes, 1179 nucleotides long. RefSeq names its product odorant receptor 4-like. NCBI's taxonomy places the organism in Eukaryota, Metazoa, Arthropoda, Insecta, Diptera, Psychodidae. Gene Ontology annotation, molecular function: olfactory receptor activity; odorant binding. Gene Ontology annotation, biological process: detection of chemical stimulus involved in sensory perception of smell; sensory perception of smell. The record is from RefSeq and is a predicted model, not a curated record. The transcript has 2 exons. Gene Ontology annotation, cellular component: plasma membrane. Bases 1 to 1179 code for a protein of 392 amino acids.
AUGAAGAUAUCAAAGCAAUUGGAAAUGUUCAACGAGGAACAUGAAUUAAUUGAAUUUGGCAUUUCGGUUUUAACAUUCAAUGUGACUUCUGGACCAUGGAAGAAUCGGUUAUUAAUUGUUCUCGUGGCAGUGAUAAGUCUUUUCACCUGCUACUGCGCUAUUUCGCAUCUGAAUUACGCAAUGCCACACGGACUGAACAUGAAUUUCAUCACAUCAUUGAUGGUGUUCUUUGGAUACUUUCAAAUGAGUGGAAAAAUAUUAAUGGGUUCAUUUGAGAAGCAGAGCUUUCAGCAGCUCUUCGACUGGAUUUCUUCACUUUACAAACACCGAGAGAGUGAUCCUGUGCUUCAACUCAUCAUGGAGAAGCACUUGGUUUACUCAAUUAAGACUUGGAAGUUUCUUCUAAAAUGGGUUGGUUCCGCAUUUCUAGCAACAUCACUAUUGACGGCUUUAAAUAUGAGACCGGACAGCUUGGGUUUUGUGAUUAGAAUUCCAUUUCUGGAACCUCACAUCUUUUACGAGGAGAUUGUAUUCUUGGCACAAAUACUUCUUGUGGUAGUGGCCAGUAGAACCAUGAUUUUAAUCGAUUCUUCAGUAUUUUUCGUUGGACUUCACGUUAUGGCCGCACUCAAUAUUCUCCGUGAUUGCAUUGAAAUACUGAAUAUGAAAAUUGCCGAAAAUGCCGAUUACUUCAAAACCAUCCUCAAGUAUCACAAUGAUGUUAUUGAAAACAUUUGUGUGCUCAACGAAGCAAUUGAGAAAAUAUCAUUCGUUCAAAUUUUAUCAGGCACUGUACUGAUUAUAGGAAACUUUUUUCUUAUUAGAAAAGAAAGUGACCAAAUGUUCGCAUACAUUUUAUGUGUGUGUAUGUUGGGACAAAUUUUUCUCCUUUGUCUCUUCGGAGAAUUCAUCAAAAUCAAACUCGAUAAAUUGUCCACAACGCUUUACAUGACAAAUUGGUACGAGUUGAGCGUCAAGGAUCAGAAAACCUUCUUGAUUAUCCUCGCAAUGGCGCAAAGACAGUACGGAUUGAAGGCGGCCGGAAUGUAUGAUGUCAACAUCUACGCUUUCAUUCAGCGCUCAUCAUUUGGAAAUUGCUCAGAAAGUAAAAUAUUUCAUUAUUUAUUAAGACAAAUUAUCAUGUUUCAAUUCUUGUGUUCUUUCUUUCAGGUACAUUAG